AUGAUUUGCAAGGACACGACCUAUUUUACGAUCUUAUCUUUUGGUGUUCUUCUUUGGGAAUGUUUAACAGGUGAAAUACCUUAUAAAGGUUUUGAUCCAAUGCAAGUUGCAUUUGGUAUUGCAACUAAUAAAUAUUCUCUUCCCAUUCCAAGUACAUGUCCCGAAGAAUUUUCACAAUUAAUGACAAAUUGUUGGAAAAUUUGUCCACCUGAUCGACCAACAUUUAGUAUGUUACUUGAACAAAUAAAUAAAAUUAUUGAAGUAAAUUAUACAACUAAUGAAAUAAAUCAUAUGGAACCAAAUGAAGAAUCAUAUCAAUCAUUACAAAAAGAUUGGCGUCAAGAAAUUCAAGAUAUGUUUAAUGAAUUAAAAGAAAAAGAACAAGAAAUUCGUGAUCGUGAACAAGCUAUUCAUCAACGUAUAUUAGAACAAAAUCAUCAACGUUUACAAUUAGAAAAAUGGGAACAACAAUUAUAUGAACGUGAAAUGCAUAUUGUUGAAUUAGAAUUACAAUUAUUAAUAGCAAAAAAUAAUCAACAACGUACACAUCAUCAUACACCAAAACUAUCAAAUCGAUCUGGAGGAUUUUUUCGUUCAAUUCUCAAUGGAAAUAAUAAUCUUUCAUCUAGUACUAAUACAUUAAUUAGUAGUCCAACAAAUUUUCGUCAUUUAAUAUCUGUAUGUCAUAAUCAACCGACAAUUGAUCCAACAUUAUCACCAAAUAUUCCAAUAUUAUCUCCAUCAUUUUCAUCAUCUACAUCAUGUCCAAUGCCACCUAAUUCAAUAAAUAAUCCAUCUAAUUCUCAAUUUAAUCGUUCAUAUUCAAGUAAUAGUACACCAACAACACCGAAUAUGAGUCGACUUCGUACAUUAACUUUUAAUCAAUUAGUUGAUGGAUGUAAUCCAACAACACCACCUGAUAAACCUCCACGUUCAAUUAGUCAAACCAAAUCAUCUGGACGUAAAUCUAAAUCAUCUUCAGCUAUAAAACGUAGACAUGGAAAAACACAUGUACAUAAUGGUGAAGCAAAAUGGUAUUUAGAAACAUUAUCAUCAAUAAAUACAAAUAAUAAUAAUAAUAAUAAUCAUGAUAAUACAACAGUAUCAAGUACAAUAUCAACUCCAAUUAUUGAUCGAUCAACUCGAAGAUUAGUUCUUUUAUUUGAUAAUUUAAAACUAAUAAAAAAAUUCUUUUUUUCAAAUGUAGGUUCAUCUUCAUCUUCUCUAUGUUCAACACCAAAUGAUCGUUCAUUAGCACGUGCUGUAUUUGAUAUAAAUUCCAUGUUAUUGAGUGUUGGACUUGGUCAUCGUAUACCUACUCCAAUCGAUUCAUCUUCAAUUCGAACAUUUCAACAACAACAACAACCGACUGUUGUUUGUUCAACAAAUGAAACAGUAAAAACAAAAUAUCAUAAACAAAUUAAUUCAAUACCAUUAACAAACGAUACAACUAAACAAACAACUGAAUUGAUAAAUAUUGAUUAUCGAUCAGAACCUUUUUGUUCACCAAUUCGACCUAAUUCACUUAUACUUUUAUCAUCAUCAUCAUCCUCACAAAAUUCUAGUCAAAAAAAUCCAAUUAUAUCAACAAGAAUAGAAAAUCAACAAAUAACAGAUGAUGAUAAUGAAAAAUAUUAUUCAGCACAAUCAUCAAAAAUAUCAACACCAAUGAUACAUUCAGUGGAUUUAUCAUCUUAUAGAGAGAAUUUUGAAGAUAAAUUAAUAUUAUCAUCUAUAAUUGAUAUUGACAAUGAUGAACAAAAACGACAUCAUUCAACAAAAUUAUUACCAACACAAAUUGAAAAUAAUAAAAACUUCUCAAUUUCACCUCAUGUUCUUGCAAAAGAUUUUCUCAACUAA
Rotaria sp. Silwood2 is the source of this 1860-nucleotide messenger RNA. Lineage: Eukaryota; Metazoa; Rotifera; Eurotatoria; Philodinida; Philodinidae. The record is from the annotation of a GenBank genome assembly.